Molecule: messenger RNA, 1650 nt
Organism: Trichosporon asahii var. asahii CBS 2479
Lineage: Eukaryota; Fungi; Basidiomycota; Tremellomycetes; Trichosporonales; Trichosporonaceae
Exons: 5
Coding region: 1-1650 (549 amino acids)
Source: RefSeq, a predicted model, not a curated record
AUGUCCUCCAUCGCGUCGUCCCCCACCCUGGGGCCUGCGCACCACGCAGACCAGUCCAUCUUCCGCCCCUACCCUACCGGCCUCACCUUCCACCAAAAGUUCUACAUCUUCUUCCUCCAAGGCUUCAUCGACUUUGGCGCCAACUUUGGAAUUGCCUAUGCGAUGUACCACGGCCAGUCCGACGUUCGACUUUGGGUAUUCAGCAAGAACACAAUAGCCGGUGACCUUGGAGUCACUCCGAUCAUCCAGUGUGCCGCCUCGAUGGUCAUCUCGUCGUCCCUCGUCCACACCGACCUCCACCACCGCGCGAUCAGGCCGCUGCCCUUCGUGUGGCCGCACGUUCAGCACCUCCCCGACCCGCACUACAUCUUCGACAGGAUCUUCCGUGGCCGCGCUAAGCGUAGAGCAGCCGAAGCGGAGCGGAAGGCGGUCGAGGCCGGCCUGCCAGGCGGUGGUGAGCAGUGCGACUAUUGGGAGAACCAGCCGCAUGGCUUCAAAUUCUACUUCUGGAUGCUCGUCCGCUUUGCGUUCGAGGGAACAGAGAUGAACAUGCUCUUUGAGCGGUGCGGGUUCGGAGAGUGGUGGCUCCGCCUGCUCUGGACUGCGGCUCAGGGUGCGCUGCUCGGAAUCAUCUUUGGCCUGCCGUGCUGGAUUCUCGCCAUCAUCAUCCUCGGCCCGAUCUACCGCGGUGGCAAUAUGGGCAACGUCUGGGCUCCCCAGGCCAUCAAGGGCGUGUACGGCUGCAUCGUCGGUUGGAUCACGAACCCGAUCAUUGCAUCGCUGGCGCUCGGCGGACAGUCGGAGCACCACCUCCUUGUCGUUCCGGAGGACAAGGAGGCGCAGGUCGCCGAGGGCCGCGAGGCCGCCGACGCCUCGCCGGCAAUCGACACGAUCGUGGAGGAGGAUGUUGUGGACGGUACGCCUGUCGAGAGCCAGAACCCGCCGUCGCCGUUCCUCCGCCCGUUCCGUCAAGUCACGACGACUUCGGGCCUGUCUGUUCCCGAGAGCUCCCCGGGCGUCAGCGGUUCGCCGGGCCGUCCCCGCGCCCACUCCCUCACCCGCCCCAUUAGCCGCACGCGCACGCGCUCCAGCUCCUUCGGUCACACGCCCUUCACUGCGAACGCUGCGCAGCUCGGUCCUCCCUCGCCCAUCAUCCCCGCCGUUCCUUCACCGCAGCGCCUCAACUCGACCCCUCAGCGCCCGACACGACCCCGAGGCCUGUCGACGUCGGCGGCCCCCGGUCCCCCCGGUCCCUUCAACUACGCUCUCGGCGGUGUCGGAGGCCGUGCCCGUCGUGGACGGUCGAACACCACGACAACAGUCACCGAGAUCGCCCUUGUGCAGCAGCGUAAGCCCGAGGCGCCCUCGCCGACACCGGGAGCCGACCGCGCUACGGACAACCUCGAGCUCGUUCCCCCUCCGCGUCUCGGAGGGCGCGAGAGAGGCUUCUCUGACGUCGCUGGUGGUGCGAGCCACCAGGCUUGGGCGCAGGGCGUGCGCCAGAGCCAUGACGGCGGCGAGCGCCUUGAUGCCGAGUCGAGGCCGAGGCCAGACAUUCCCCAGUUCCGCAUCCAGCGCCCGAGCAUGGAGGCUGGAACGGAGCCGUUCGUCGAUGCCCAGAACGGUUCCAACAACGUCCAGGAGAAGUAG